AUGCCAGACAGGACUAAAUAUGACGAGCGCAUAGCCCACAAUUCUGUGCCACUGGUCUUGUCGCUUGUUGCCUUGCCGUGUGCCAUUGCUGUCUGGUUCUCUGUUGUCUCCAAACAAGUCCGCGAGCCGUAUCUUGACGAAGUUUUCCAUGUCGGCCAAGUCCAACAAUAUUGUAAUGGAAACUACUGGCACUGGGACCCAAAAAUAACAACUCCACCUGGACUUUACAUUCUUUCUGUCCUCUUCUAUAAAAUCACCGGACGAUGUGAUCUGGAUGCUCUGAGAUUCGUGAACGCUCUUUCCCUCUUUGCCAUCUUUUUCUUCCUUCUUCACACUGCUCCUCCCGUCUCUCCGCGCUCUGGGAAGCAACUUCCUGGCCAAAAAUCGACUCUCUUCCUGCCGUCGACCACUCUGUGUCCACAGCAGAUUCAUUCCGCUCUCAACAUCUGCCUGUUCCCACCUCUGUUUUUCUUCUGUGCCCUAUACUACACCGACGUCGCUUCAACUCUGAGUGUUCUUUUGUUCACGAGACAUCUCCUGGAAAGCAACUCUCGUGGUCCGUGUACCUUUUUCCAGGCCUGCGUAUCAAUUCUCCUGGCCCUGGUCUCCCUCUCGUUCCGCCAAACAAAUAUCUUCUGGGUUGGUGUGUUCCCUAUCGCCCUUCUGGGACUCGGCGCUCUACACGGCGACGUCGAAUCCCUCAGACCAGGCGAUGGCAAGUCUGUCAUCCUGAAGGCUUGGGCCAACGCCACCUUCUACGACCCUCAGAUGCGUGAUGCUAUUCUGAAUGAUUUCUGGCUCACCUGCAUGUCCAUCGUGACGCUAGCAUUACGUGCUUUGUACUUCCCUCGCACAUUACUCAGGAUUGUCCGACUCGUAUGGCCUUACAUUCUUGUGCUCGCACUCUUCGGGUCCUUUGUUCUUUGGAAUGGCGGUGUCGUACUCGGUGACAAAUCUAACCAUGUUGCUACACUACACUUGCCUCAGAUGCUCUAUCUGUGGGCUUAUACGUCCUUCUUCUCUUUCGGAAUUACCUAUCCAUUUUUCGCUCAGGGAUUACUCGCCAUCUUCGCGGCUGUUCCGGUCAUGGCCAUGAUAGAGCCACUCAUUAUCUUCGGCAGACGCAAGUUCCUCCCUCGAUCGCUUGUCCUCUUCGUGUUCAUUGCAAUCAUUGCCGUCACAAUCAGAUUUAAUACCAUUGUACACCCAUUCACGCUUGCCGACAACAGACACUUUACCUUUUAUGUCUUCCGCUACCUACUCGCACAUCCGGCUAUCAAAUACCUCGUCAUCCCGGUCUACAUGUCAUGUGCUUGGUCGGUCCUUCAAGCGCUCGGUGCACCUGCUCAAAUCUUUCAAGUCAAAGAAGACGAGAAGGAUGAUGGCGAGGGCGCCGCAUCGCAAGACAACGAGACCGAGGGGAAUCCGGCCAAGACCAAGAACAAGGAGCAACACCAGAUCCUGCGCCUCAAUGAUGCGCCCUUUGGUGAAGGCAGUACGAUCAGCUUCGUCAUGGUCUGGAUAGGUGUGACCGCUCUACAGCUCAUCACCGCGCCUCUAGUGGAGCCUCGCUACUUUAUUCUACCCUGGAUUAUGUGGCGACUUCGCGUCCCACAAUCGCAUCCUGGCGCUUCGUUGAUAGCAAGACCGACACACAAAAAUUGGAAGCAGUGGUGGAACAAAGAAAGAGAACGACGAAACAUCGAUCGCCAGAGCUGGACUAACUGGCUGUACAUUGUCUUGUGGGCCGAGCAUGAUCAUAGGCUCUAUCUAGAGACGCUAUGGUUCGUAACCAUCAACUCUGCUGUGGGUUACAUCUUCUUAAACUGGGGCUUUGAGUGGCCACAAGAACCUGGUAAAACGCAGAGAUUCAUGUGGUAGCAUCUGACUACCUUUAGAUGAUUUUCAUCUAGCUUUCAAAACGUGUACAUAUAUCAUAGAUAGAAAUUGAUGACUUCCUUUGCAGCAAAC
This is a messenger RNA of Aureobasidium pullulans EXF-150, 1971 nucleotides long. RefSeq lists its product as uncharacterized. Gene Ontology annotation, cellular component: endoplasmic reticulum. The record is from RefSeq and is a predicted model, not a curated record. Gene Ontology annotation, molecular function: dolichyl pyrophosphate Glc2Man9GlcNAc2 alpha-1,2-glucosyltransferase activity. Bases 1 to 1881 code for a protein of 626 amino acids. NCBI's taxonomy places the organism in Eukaryota, Fungi, Ascomycota, Dothideomycetes, Dothideales, Saccotheciaceae. The transcript has 4 exons. Gene Ontology annotation, biological process: dolichol-linked oligosaccharide biosynthetic process; protein N-linked glycosylation.